AUGAGCUUCAGGGCCAUGGCCAAGAUGAAUGGAAUUCUGAUCUUGGGACUUCUGUUGGCUGCCUCCAACUGCCUUUCCUACUAUGAGGACCUGGCCAAGUGCUUCCAGGACCCAGAUUAUGAGUCCUUCCUCAUCACAGCCCAGGAUGGACUCCACACCUCCCCACUGUCCAAGCGUGUGGUUAUAGUGGGAGCUGGCAUGGCAGGCCUGACAGCAGCUAAGACUCUUCAGGACGCUGGUCACCAGGUAACCAUCUUGGAAGCCAGUGACCAUGUUGGAGGUCGAGUGGUCACAUUCAGGAACAAGGAGGAAGGCUGGUACUAUGAACUCGGGCCCAUGAGAAUCCCCAAAUCCCACAGGCUGGUUCACAGCUAUAUCAAGAAGCUUGGCCUGAAGCUGAACAAGUUCAUCCAAUAUGAUAAAAACACCUGGUACCUUAUCAACCAACGACACUAUCGUGCCUGGGAGAUCAAGGAAAACCCAGAGCUCUUGGGCUAUUCCAUGAACCCCAAAGAGAGGGGCAAGAGUGCUAUGAAUCUCUUGCACCAGUCCAUCACCCAGCUCAAACAAAGUCUGAAGACAUUCAACUGUAGCCACCUGAUGUCUUUUUAUGAUUCCUACUCCACCAAGGCUUUCCUGCUAAAAGAAGGGAUGCUGAGCAGAGGAGCAGUGCAGAUGAUUGGGGAUGUGAUGAACGAGAAUGCUGGAUACCAAAAGUCCCUCCUGGAGUCCCUGAGGAUUGCCAGCAUCUUCUCCAAGAGUGACGAAUUUUCUGAGAUCACUGGUGGCUUUGACCAGCUCCCCAGUGCCCUCUGCUCCAGCCUGAAGCCUGGUACCAUCCAUUUGGGGUCCAAGGUGGAGAUGGUAGUGAGGGAUGGGCCUGAAGUUCAAGUUUUGUACCGCACAGGCGGGCCCACUUCAUUGCUGCACAAUCUCACCGCUGACUAUGUCAUCAUCUCUGCCUCAGCCAAGGCUACUCGCCUCAUCACCUUCCAGCCACCUCUGUCCCCUGACAAGAGAGAUGCCCUGCGCUCAGUGCACUACACCAGUGCUACCAAAGUAGUUUUGAUCUGUGAUGAGCGCUUCUGGGAACGGGAUGGCAUUCAGGGAGGAGUCUCCAUCACUGACCGGCCCUCCCGCUACAUCCACUACCCCAGCCACAGCUUCCCAGGUGGCAAGGGCAUUCUGCUGGCCUCCUACACAGUGGAUGAUGAUUCACUCUUCUUCACUGCCAUGAAGCAGGAGCAGGUGGUGGAUAUUGUCCUGGAUGACCUGGCAGCAGUGCACCAGAUACCCAAGGAGUUGCUGCAGCGCAUGUGCCCCUCCUCAGUGGUCAAACACUGGUCAUUGGACCCUCUCACCAUUGGUGCCUUUGCUGAGUUCACACCCUACCAAUUUGUGGACUAUUCAAAGCAGCUUUUCCAGCCAGAGGGCCAAAUCUACUUUGCUGGUGAGCAUACUUGCCUGCCCCAUGCCUGGAUCGACACUGCCAUUAAGUCCGGCAUCCGGGCUGCCAGGGACAUCCAGGCUGCUGUGGACAAGGAGGCCACAGGAGGACAGAUGCCUCAGCAGAAGCCUUUCACCAACAUCCAAGACAGUUUCUUUCCUAAGAGCAAUCCCUGA
Messenger RNA from Castor canadensis (American beaver), 1623 nucleotides. Its product is annotated as L-amino-acid oxidase-like. Gene Ontology annotation, biological process: amino acid catabolic process. Gene Ontology annotation, molecular function: L-amino-acid oxidase activity. Lineage: Eukaryota; Metazoa; Chordata; Mammalia; Rodentia; Castoridae. The record is from RefSeq and is a predicted model, not a curated record.